This is a messenger RNA of Gigantopelta aegis, 5396 nucleotides long. Its product is annotated as cyclic nucleotide-gated channel cone photoreceptor subunit alpha-like. The transcript is spliced from 4 exons. Gene Ontology annotation, biological process: monoatomic cation transmembrane transport; potassium ion transport. Lineage: Eukaryota; Metazoa; Mollusca; Gastropoda; Neomphalida; Peltospiridae. The coding region runs from base 690 to 3653 and encodes 987 amino acids. The record is from RefSeq and is a predicted model, not a curated record. Gene Ontology annotation, molecular function: voltage-gated potassium channel activity; intracellularly cAMP-activated cation channel activity; protein-containing complex binding. Gene Ontology annotation, cellular component: plasma membrane; intracellular cyclic nucleotide activated cation channel complex.
UCUGUCACUGCAAGCAGGCACCAGGCUUUCCGUGCAGCUAGUAGUGGGCCACGACUUAUAAACAGCGCGCUACGUAGAGUCUGGAACGAUCAAUUGGGUAAAAGCACUGGUGCUCAACAGAAUGGGACAUUCCGAGGAUGUCUUCUUCUUCUCCUCCUGGUGUCUGCGAGUGUGUACGUGUGGAUUCCUCUUACAAAGUCGCUAAUUACAAGUAUGGAUCUUGAGUAAAAAUUGUCGGAAAUUGAUUCUGUGUUUGUGUUUGUGGGAGAAGAGGAAAUAUAUUAUUAUUUCGGUCAGUGCGCACGUGUUCCAAUAGGAUGUGAAUACCUACAGUUGUAUAUGCGUUUUGCUUUUUAUUUUUCUGUUCAUUUUUCAUCGUGUAAUUCAUGUGUGGCCUUCUUGUCUUUCAUCUAUUUUUCAUUCUGUUCUAAAUUAAUGGAUAACGAAAGCUGACAGCUUGCAAGCUGGUGUCUCUCUUUAAAAAAAAAAAGAGAUAGAGAGAGAGAAAGAAUCGAUAUUGGUGUUGCACUCGAGUAAUGGGGGAAAGGUCGAUGUCGAGCGGAUGAUUGUUUGAAAAAUUUCAAAAAAAAAAAAAAUAUUUUACAAAUUUAGCUUCGGCGCGCGCAAAUAGCAGACGACAGUUUGAGAGUGACAUAAAAUCCUGAGACCCGCAUGGCGUUUGAAUCGUCAUGUCUGGCGUAUUGGGGAGACGGAACGCAAGCGACACCGGAGUAGCCGUCAAAUACACGCCGUGUGCCAAGGCCGAAAACACCGACGAUGACGACAUAGACGAGAUUGCCAUCGUCAACGACGAUGACCAGCAGCUACAACAGCCACAGCAGCAGACGACGACGACGACGUGCGCUGUGUCGUCGAGCGCCGCGGAGGGAGACGUGGGUCACCUCGUGGAGCCCGUGGUCACGGCGAACGGUCCGCGUCACCUGCCCGGUCUGGAGAUCUACCAGUCGCCAUCAGACCGGACCAAGCUGAUCGGGGAGCGACUCAGCUCCAGCGACAAGAUCAGUUUAUCGUCUCCAAUCUACUCCAAUAAAGUCGUGGAGCAGAUCUCGAAAUCGAGUUCCAAACACAGCCUGCUGGACCUGGUCAGCAGCAAGCUGGAUAUCGUGAAGAGCAGGAAGCGCUACUCCUUGGCCAACCAGUCUCUGAUGAAGAAGCACCGGCCCAGCGAGGCGAACAUCACGUCCAAGGGUCUGCGCAAACAGAGGCGGAAGGAGCUGGAGGAGAAGUUCGGCAAGAAGAGCAUCCGCGGAGACCGCAACGAGACCCUGACGACCGUCACGGAGAGUUCCGAGCACGACGGCUGCAACUGGACGUUCGUGUUCGACCCGUCCGGCCGUCUGUGCUACUGGUGGUCGUCGUUCGUCAGUCUUGCCUUCCUCUACAACUUCUGGGUGAUCAUCUACAGGUUCGCCUUCCAGGAGAUCAGCCGCGACAACAUAGCCACCUGGUUCACGCUCGACUACCUGGCCGACCUCGUCUACGUGAUGGACGUCGCCUUCCACUUCAGGACGGGCUACCUCCAGGACGGGGUCCUUCAAACGGACGGCACGAAGCUGCGGAUACACUACAUGAACUCCACCACCUUCUACAUCGACUGCCUGUGCUUGCUUCCCCUCGACUUCAUGUACCUGUCUAUCGGGUUCUGCUCAAUGCUCCGCUGCUUUCGGCUCGUCAAGGUCUACCGAUUCUGGUCGUUCCAGGACCGAACGGAACGCCAUACCAAUUACCCGAAUUUAGUGCGCACCAUGACCCUCUUCCACUACCUUCUAGCAUUGUUUCACUGGAAUGCGUGUCUCUACUAUAUAGUUGCCACCCGUAUGGAAAGGUCGCCAGAUAUCUGGAGAUUUCCCAAGGAUGAGGAUAGAGUAGUGAUUCAGUACCUGCACGCCCUCUAUUGGAGUACUCUGACGCUGACCACGUUGGGAAAUCCCCCACGACCAAAGACUGUUGGGGAAUACCUGUUUGUCCUGUUCGAAAUGGUGUUUGCGUUGAUGCUGUUCGCAACGGUGCUUGGACACGUUGCAAACAUCGUGACCAACAUCAGCGCAGCAAGGAAGGAAUUCCAAGCUCGCCUGGACACCGUGAAGACGUAUAUGGGGUUACGCCGCGUGCCCCUGAAGCUGCAGGACCGAGUGAUCAAAUGGUUCGACUACCUGUGGAUGUGCAACAAGUCGGCGGACGAGGAGAAGGACCUGGGUCUGCUGCCGGACAAGCUGAAGGCGGAGAUCGCCAUCCACGUGCACCUGGACACGCUGAAACGGGUCGAGGUCUUCCAGGCCACAGAGGCCGGCUUCCUGUGCGAACUCGUGCUCAGACUCAGGCCCGUGCUCUUCUCGCCAGGCGAUUAUAUAUGCAGGAAAGGGGAAGUCGGUAAAGAAAUGUAUAUAGUGAACCGGGGCAAAUUACAGGUGGUCGCUGACAAUGGGAAAACUGUUCUCGCCACUUUAAAACCGGGCAGCUACUUUGGUGAAAUCAGUAUUCUUAACAUGGGCACUGCUGGAAAUCGACGGACAGCGUCCGUCCGCUCCGUGGGAUAUUCUGACCUGUUCUGUCUGUCGAAGAAGGAUCUCUGGGAAGUGCUGAAGGAGUAUCCGGCGGCCAGGGUGAAACUGGAAGCAAUCGCCGUUAAGCGUUUAGAAAAAUAUAAAAAAGCUCCUUUAGAAAAAGUGGCAUUAGCGAGGAGCAGAAGUACUCCUGGUUUAGUAGAAUCAGCUGGCAAGGUUCCGCUCGAUCACAUGCUGGUGUCAAGACAUCACACACUUCCGGCCAGUCUCAUUUCGUCUGGCACCGAUGGGAGAGCAGACGAACGAAAGGCCAAUGCGUCACAGAGCGAGGACAACCUGGUGGCGCAUGCGCCCUGCCACGAGGAACCGGAACCCGCUCAGCAGGUCGUCUGCAACAUGACCACGUCCAUGACGAUAUCGAGUCUGACGUCGUGCAUGAGCGGGUCUCCGCCAAUCAGGUCGCCCGUGUGUACAGAGUUGCAGAAAAACACUUUCAGUCCGCCGCUAUCACCUCGCCAAGUUACGUGCUCUCCCAUUGGUGGGAUCUCCACCAUCAGUGCUAGUGCUCUUCCGGUCAUGUCAAAUAGUUUUCAGCAGCCGAUAUCUCAGCUGCAGCCGAAUUACAACCCAAUGAUUCAGCAGUAUCCUUACGCCAUGGGACCUCACCCUAUGACAUAUCUGUCGCCUUUCUGUGCCUCGCCCGGUAUCAUGCAGCAGACGCCAUCCUCUGCACUGUUAAUAGCCCCGCAACAAGCCAACUUAGGUGCGUCCCAGUCGAACUUAGUGCCGCCCCACAUCCAGCAUCCCUCAGGGGCGAUAAUCCAGUCUUCAAUGCCAAGCUCUCCGUUGGCGGCGAGCGCAGGAAGUCCAAUUAGCUUCGGGUCUCCCAGCCGAGACUCGCAAUCCGACAUUUUGCUCAAGGAAAUUUCCAGACUACGAGAAAGGUUAGCUCAGGUAGAGACAGAGAACACGGCACUCACCGUCAAACUGAAUCAACAGCAGUGGGACGUGGAGAACAGACUCACGGAACUCGAGCUUCACAUCUGUCAAAGCGACAGCGUCACGAGCACCGGAAGUGGAGACGAGAGAACAGAAAAGCCUUCUGUGAACAGAGAAUCUAUCAUAUGAUAGAAAAGUGUGAAUACAAGUUAUGGAGCGCAUAAAAAUAAAUUAAAUUAAAAAACAAACGUGUGCGAAUACAAAUUACUAAAAGUGUGAAUGCGAAUUUAAAAGAAAGGUGCGAUGACAGAUGACGAAAACAAAAAGUAGGAAUUUACGGUUUGCAAAAAAAAGAAACGAAUACUGAUUACGAAAUGUAGGGAUACAUAUUACAAAAAAGUGCGGAAACAGAUGCUGAAAAGAAAAGUGAGAAUACAGAUCGCGAAACGUGCGAAUACGGAUUACUAAAGGUAUAAUUACAGAUGAUGACUACAUAUUCCAAAAAGCACGAGUACAGAUUAUGGCAGUAAGAAUACAAAUAAGAACAACACUAUCUCAAUAUUGUAACUAUAGUUGAGACCAAGAUGCACAGUAACACCACGUGUACAUCACGUGACCCUCGUUUCUGCCAGUGCGUGUGGCGUGUGCUUGUAUUCCGGCAGGUUUAUAACACGCAAAUAGUGUUCGACGAGAGUGGGCCACCAUUGCAGGUUGGUUUGUUGUAAAAUUCCUCCGCUUACUCAGAGCAUCGUAGUAACUGCUGAUCUAAUUGUGAUUGAUUCGUACAAUACAUUGCUAGUAUUUUAGUCCUAACGUGACAUGGCACAGCAGUUCGAAAUACUGAUUCUUUAGCGAAGCUAAUAGAGAAGCUAGCGAUCGUUUUAGUUUUAACCGAGUUCGUUAUAACCGAGGUCUUACUGUAGAAACGGACGGCUGUAGUUUUUCAACUCUAGUAAUGGAGACGGAAUGGACAGAAAUAUCUGAUUUCAACCAGUUCAGUAGUUUCCUUAGUCGAAGAGUGAUCUUUCCCCUUUGAGUCCUUUUACAUUUUGUGUUGAGUUCGUUAUAACCGAUCUUUACUAUACAAACAGAUGAUACAUUCCCCUAUCGCCGACAAUUCAGGUUUACGGAUUUAUGUAUUAUUCACCCUAUGGGUGAUGUUAAGACAUUACCUGUUUAGACUUCCGGGAUGGAAACAUAUUCGCCGAUGAUGGGCGGUGCUAGCGGAAUAUCACGUGACCUAAUGGCAGAGCGAGAAACACGAGUUGCGCGUGCACUUUGAAAUAGAAUGUUGCGUUACCAGCAUCGAGUUCAAUUGAUGCCAUGCCGUGGCAUUACAAAACGCUCGCUAGACUGGUUUCUGACGAUUAAUUUUAAUUGAAUGUGAAAGGAACGAGAACUAGUCAAAUCAUUAGCGGGUGAUCGCAAUAAAAGGCUGUGGACUGAAUGCAACUCAGCGCGUUGUAUGAUUCUCACUGAACGCAACCCAGCGUGUUGUACGAUCCAACGUAGUCUAAGAAUAUUUGGUUUCACCCUGAUCUGUCGUGCUUAAAGAUAUAAUUCCAGGAACCAAGGAACAGUGUGAAUGGCGCCGAAAUGCAACCACACCAAAGAAACAAAAAUGAUAUAAAUGUUAUUCCAUAUUGGAUUUUUUUUUUUUUUUUUUUUUUUUUUUUUUUUUUUUUUUUUUUUGUAAUUAUAAAGAUACUUUGAUGGAACAGGUUGUAAAUAGAUUUUUUAAUGAAUAUUUUCAAGUUUUCAGAUAUUCCGAUCCGUAUACUUUGGUCCUAUAGAUCUCUAUGGUCGAAAGUAAAAAUAUAUAUUACGUCAUCCAGUAAAACCAAUGUGAAUUGUUUCAUAUCACGUUCCAGUUCCAACUUCAAACAUAUUCUCGUAUCAGUGUUAACUAUCUAAGAAUAUAUAUAUAUAUAU